Triplophysa dalaica is the source of this 1244-nucleotide messenger RNA. It is a transcript of the gene cenpk, whose product is annotated as centromere protein K. The record is from RefSeq and is a predicted model, not a curated record. Lineage: Eukaryota; Metazoa; Chordata; Actinopteri; Cypriniformes; Nemacheilidae. The transcript has 10 exons. Gene Ontology annotation, biological process: mitotic sister chromatid segregation; kinetochore assembly. The coding region runs from base 165 to 962 and encodes 265 amino acids. Gene Ontology annotation, cellular component: nucleus.
GUGGCGGUAAUGCUCCCAAGAAGUGAGCGGACAUUAACAAGACGAAGAAGAAAACCCUUUACGUCAUGACGUUUGCGUUGGCGGCAUUUUUGUUUUCAUGUAUUGCGGAUGAUCACACCGGCGCGACUUUAUUAUAGACCACAUCACCACUGAAGCGCACAGCUAUGGCCCAGGACAUCUCUUUCUCUCAGUCUUCAGAGGACAUGGGUACUGCAAAGUCAGUGCUGUUGGAUGAGUGUGAGGAACAGUUUGGACUGCUUAAUAAGCUCCAAAAUGAGAUCAUUUUGGCAGACACCGAGUCUAAUGAUGCUGAAUCGAAUGAGGCAGUAAAUUGUUUAAAUGCAAUGACAGCUGAGCUAGAACAGUGGCAGGAAAUGGAACCAAAAUUAUUGCUGACAAAUCCUGAAGUUCUAUCAGCUGUUGGAAAGGAGGAGUUGCAAAGACUGAACAAUCAGCUUGGAAUGGUCCUGUCAUGUUCACAAGCAAGACUUGAUGCCCUGAAAAGGAUUUUGAAAAGAGAGCAGACCUGGCUGACAGAUAAAAAAGAUGUGUUGAAUGCAGUGUCUGAACGAGUCCUCAAAUUACAACAUGAAAACGAGAAAUUAUCUGAACACGGGGUUUUGCUGGAUAUGAAGAGAAAAAUUAACAAUCUAAAAGACUAUCAUAGCGGCCUCAUGGAAACGCUGAGUGACAUGCUAGAUGAGCACUUCCCACUUCCUGAUCCUCGCGAAAAUGGCACAAAGAAGAAAAGAGCUGCUGCAUUUGAUGCAGAGGUUAAAUUGAUUUCACUGAGUGAGAUUAUCGAGAAACUGACAAACAAAACCUUAGAAACUCCUCAUGACCCUUAUGUGACUACUGAUGACACUUUCUGGCAGCCGUACACAGAGAUGCUUCUCCGUAAUGGUGUUGCAAUAAGGCAUCCAGAUGAUUCCAGUAAAAUUCGUCUAGAAAUGUUUUUUUAAUAUAUGCAGCAUUUAACUGAAUUAUAACCUUGCAGAAAUCACACAAAUGUUAAAGAUUAAAACCUUUGUAAAUAUGUACAUAUAUUCCACAAGACACAAUAAUUACACCUUUAAUUCUGCUUAAAAUGUACCCUGGUGCAUAAUGUGCAACUUGUAUGGCAUUGUGUUUGGCAUUCCAAGUGGAUGCAAUAUUCAACUGUUGAACGUGACAUGGGAAUUUAACAAAUAAUAUGUGUCCUAUGGUGUGACAGCAGAAAUGUUUAAAUAAACUAACAAUAUGGA